AUGGAUAUAAAAGCAUGGCAUGUGUCCGAGAAGAAUGAGUUCCUCUCCAAUCUCUUCAGUUUUCAUACGUGUACAGAAGAAAGCAGCAGCAAGAACAGCAUCAUGAAAGCAUUUAAAAGCGGAAUAUUCACCAUCAGCCUGAUGGCAAUCUUUAAUCCAACGCCUGCAGCGACCCAGAACCUGUCCUACGGAGCCGACAACUUCUACCGCAGCCCCAAUGUGACAGCCCAGCCCAUCACCUUUCCCACACAGAACCAAAUGACCAUCGCAGGCAACAUCUUCGUCCACAAGACCCUGAACCACAGCACCAACACACCAGCCAUCGUCGUCGGCCACCCCAUGGGCGCCGUGAAAGAGCAGAGCGCAAACCUCUACGCCACCAAACUGGCCGAGCAAGGCUUCAUCACCAUCUCACUCGACCUCCCCUUCUACGGCGGCAGCUCCGGCGAGCCUCUCAACGCCGUAUCCCCAGACCUCUACGCCGAGGCAUUCAGCGCCGCAGUCGACUAUCUCGGCACGCAGAGCCACGUCCACGUCCACCGCGAGCGAAUCGGCGCCCUAGGCAUCUGCGGCAGCGGCGGGUUCGUUAUCAGCGCCGCGAAAAUCGAUCCACGCAUAAAGGCCAUCGCAACCGCAAGCAUGUACGACAUGGGCGCCGUCAACCGCAACGGACUGCGCCAUUCACAGGGGGUGGAAGAGCGCAAGGAGGUCAUUGCCGCGGCCGCGCGGCAGCGUUGGAUUGAAGCUGAAUCUGAAGCCGCCGGGGAUGAGGACGCGGUGCAGUAUACUCCCGGAACCCCGGUUAACCUCACGGCCGAGUCGACUGCAGUGGAUCGCGAGUUCUACGACUUCUACCGCACCAGGCGCGGUGCUUUCACGCCUGAGGGCUCGAGGCCGGAGCUCACGACCGCGCGGUCGACGACGAGUAAUGUGCGAUUCAUGAACUUCUACCCGUUUAACGAUAUCGAAACGAUCUCGCCGCGGCCGGUGCUCUUUAUUUCCGGUGACCAGGCGCACUCGCGCGAGUUCAGUGAGGAUGCGUAUGCGCGUGCGGCGGAGCCGAAGGAGUUAUAUUGGGUUCCUGGGGCGGGUCAUGUUGACUUGUAUGACCGUGUGGAGCUGAUUCCGUUUGAGAAACUUGGCCGUUUCUUCAGGGGGAAUCUUUGA
Molecule: messenger RNA, 1167 nt
Organism: Aspergillus puulaauensis
Lineage: Eukaryota; Fungi; Ascomycota; Eurotiomycetes; Eurotiales; Aspergillaceae
Product: alpha/beta hydrolase
Exons: 1
Coding region: 1-1167 (388 amino acids)
Source: RefSeq, a predicted model, not a curated record